Messenger RNA from Funneliformis mosseae, 439 nucleotides. Lineage: Eukaryota; Fungi; Glomeromycota; Glomeromycetes; Glomerales; Glomeraceae. The record is from the annotation of a GenBank genome assembly.
UCUGCGAGGUCAAGGGUGGCACCUGUGUUGGCAUGUAUAUUUCUUUAACCAAUGAAAAUAAUGAAUGGAAAACUGCGAAAGAUGGAACGCCGAUACUUAGAUAUGAUAUAAAUCGACGAAUAAUUUUAGGCAAUAGUGAACCAAAUGACUAUUAUACAUUCGUGAAAGCCAUCACACUAGCCAGACAUGGCACGAAUGAAAUCGUACAGAAUAUUUAUUACAGGGAUGACGAACCUGCACGAAAAAACUUUGAUCAAGCUCAGAAAUGUAAAUAUCAAAAUCUUCCACCCUCAAAUUACGGUGCCUGUUGGGUACAUAAUUGGAUUACUGAUAUUAAUCCAAGCUUGGUUCCCGGCGAUUAUGAUGUGUGGGUGCAUGUGUACUAUUGUCCGGCAUACUGUGAAGGAGGUCAUAGAUGCCAAAUGGAUCUGGGUGGAAU